This is a messenger RNA of Naegleria lovaniensis, 1167 nucleotides long. RefSeq lists its product as uncharacterized. The coding region runs from base 1 to 1167 and encodes 388 amino acids. NCBI's taxonomy places the organism in Eukaryota, Heterolobosea, Eutetramitea, Acrasida, Naegleriidae. The transcript is spliced from 2 exons. Gene Ontology annotation, molecular function: GTP binding; ATP hydrolysis activity; ATP binding. Gene Ontology annotation, cellular component: cytoplasm. The record is from RefSeq and is a predicted model, not a curated record.
AUGAGUAGCUCGAAAGAAAGCAAAACCAUUGCCUUUGGUCGUGUGGGUAGCAACUUGCAAAUCGGUAUUGUCGGUCUUCCUAACGUUGGAAAGUCAACCUUCUUCAACAUUUUGACCAACUCUCAAGUACCUGCUGAAAACUUCCCUUUCUGUACCAUCGAUCCAAGUACUUCCCGUGUUGCUGUGCCUGAUGAUAGAUUUGACUGGUUGGUGAAUCACUGGAAGCCAGCCAAUAACGUACCAGCUGUCUUGAACGUUACUGAUAUUGCUGGUUUGGUCAAAAACGCUUCCGAAGGCGAGGGAUUGGGUAACGCUUUCUUGUCUCACAUCCGUGCCGUUGAUGCCAUCUUCCAUAUGGUUAGAACUUUUGAUUCCAAGAAUAUUACUCACGUUGAAGGAAGUAUUGAUCCAGUGAGAGACAUUAAGAUUAUUGAAAAUGAAUUGAUCAAAAAAGAUAUUGCUUACUUGGAAAAUAUUAGAGGUCCAACUGAAAAGCUUGCUAAGCAAAAGAAAGAAAAGAAGGAUGAAUUAGACGCCAUUGACAAGGCUCUUGCAAUGUUGAAAGAAGGAAGAGAAGUUAGAUUCGGAGAUUGGACUGGAAAAGAAAUUGAAAUUUUGAAUCCUCAUCAAUUGUUGACAAGCAAGCCAAUGAUUUACCUCGUCAAUAUGACUCCAAAAGACGUAGUUGACCCAGAAAAGAAUGAAUACAUUAUCAAAAUCAGAGAGUACGUUAAUUCAAAGGGAGAACCAGAGCCAGUCAUUCCAUACAGCGCUGCCUUCGAAAAGAAAUGGCAAGAAACUGAUGAAGAGAAAAGACAAGAGCUCAUUAAGAAGGGAGUGACUUCCAAGCUUCCAGAAAUUAUCAAGUGUGGAUACAAGACUCUUGACCUGAUUUACUACUUUACUGCUGGAGAGGAUGAAGUGAAAGCUUGGACAAUUAAGCGAGGAACAAAAGCUCCACAAGCUGCUGGUAAAAUUCACUCUGAUUUCGAAAAAGGCUUCAUUUGCUGUGAAGUUAUGAAAUUCGAGGACUUUAAAGAACUUGGAAGCGAAGUUGAGUGCAAGAAUGCCGGAAAGCUCAAGGAAAAGGGUAAAGUCUAUGAAGUAGAGGAUGGUGACAUUAUUUUCUUCAAGUUCAACGUUGCUGGAGGUGCUAAGAAGAAGUAA